GGGAGAAACGUAAACAUUCCUGCGCGAAGAAUACUACGAGUCCAGCGAUGUUCAUGGGCGCCUUGCGAAGUGAGCAGCCCGUCCCGCCUAGGUAGAAACUGAGCACCGAUUGUAACUAUUGAAAUAUUCUGCUGGUAGCUCAUUUGAUCAGCGCUGCAAUCGUGCAUUGUUCAGCGAGGAAGCAACAAGAGCACCACUCCGUGACCCGCGCCGCGCUCUACUGAUCGUCCGACAACGAGCGAUGGCCUACAAAGAGGACACCCCGCCACAGUAGGCAGCAACAGAAGUUGGGCUGUUCUCUCGAUUCCGUCGACGUGCGAGGGCGGAAGAAGUACAGGGGAGAGCGCGGGCGAGGAGCGAAGCACUAGGCAGUGGUGAGGUCACAUAAUGGCUCAGCGCCGUGCCUCGCGACGCCGACGUCGGCAGCUGCUCGGGUCGCGUCAGGGAGUCGCGGCGGAAAGCAUACCAGCAGCAGAGCUCGGCAGCUCGGUGGUUUCCUGAUUGUAUGUAGGCGCACGAGCUGCGGAAAGCCCGCAGCUCACGACAGCGCUGCUGCAGUUGCCCGCUUCCAAUCGCGCCGUGCGGCAGACGCGCUCGCGCUCGGUGGCUGCUCGGCAGCGAGUGAACUACCGAAGCGCAGCGUCGCGCGAUUGAGGAAGUGCUGCGCGGCUGGCUGCCGCAAUUUUCACGGAGGUCACGAUUGAAACCGACGCCCAAGCCGGUGGUAUGUGCUGUGUUUGUGCGCGCCUGUCGACUGGUUUUGAGCGAAGGCGGUGGUGCGUCAUCGUGCGGUCGUUGUCCUUGUCAUGUUGUCGAGAGGCCGAUCUUGACGCCACGUGAGGUGUUGGAAGACGUACCAAAGGGGCAUCGGGGCCAGGACGGGCCUCCCCCGAAAAUAAUAUGGUGUGCGGCCUGGGAGUCAUCAAGGGCGUCCUGUGCGCCCUCAACUUGACGAUCUCGCUGCUGGGAGUGGCGGCGAUUGUCGUGGCUGCCAUUGUGCUCAACAAUCCAAACCUCCACGAUGUCAACGACCACUUGGGAAAGUUCUCAAACUACCCAACUGCUGCCACAUUUGCCCUUGUGGCAGGUGUCACGGUGCUACUGUUUGGCGUCUGUGGCUGCUGUGGGGCCUGCUUCGGCGUUGGUUGGCUUCUGCUUAUGUUUAUUAUCAUCAUGGCUGGCUUCGUGAUUUUGGAAACUGUGGCAAUGGGACUUGUCUGGAAGUAUGCAAACAGUGCCGAGCUGGAAAACACCCUUACUUCAACAUUGUACACGCUCAUUGAAGCGAAGAAGACUGGGCUGCCAAACUUCUUACUAGACUUGCAGCAAGGCCUGUCAUGCUGCGGUGCAAAGGGACCAGAUGACUACCCACGGAACGGUUUUGAAAUACCAGCAAGCUGCUACACAGAGUCAAAGUCAUCACCGCCAGUACUCCACAAAAUGGGCUGUGGAGAAGCCAUCGCCAUAUUUCUUGGUGAACAGAGUCUCAAAAUUGGUCUCCUUGUGCUAGGCAUCGUGGUUGCCCAGGUGGUCGCCAUAUCGCUGGCAAUAUUUCUGUAUUGCAAGCUGUAGACAGCUGCAGAAUUUGGUGUGGCGUUUGCCUAUCUCUAGACCUGUUGGUCAUGGUGCAUUUCUUUUUCAUUCCUGUGACGACGACGCAACCUUUGUGCCGCCAAAGUCGCAAAGUUUUGCCUGUAGCCAGAAUUACCGCUGCCGUAAUGGGUUCUCUCAUGGAAUGUUUAGCCAUCUUGUAAAGUGCCUCUUGUUUAAAAACACUCACCAAAUAACAAAACUAUUGCAGAAGUACAAAAUGCAAAUAUGCAAACGUGCAUCUCCUUACAUUAAUAAGCACAUAUUUUUGCUUGUGUAUGCAUGCUUUUAGGUGCCUUACAUGCUGUACUAUAACGUUGCUGAUGAGUACCGUGGCCCAAGUAACUUGGCAAUAUUUACAGGUAUAGUUUACAGCUUGAUGUUGUGCCACUUAAGUGUUGGUCGCAGUGACCUGACUCAGCGAAAACCCAGCUACUGGAACUUUCUUCAUUGAGGACCUGCCUAUGUAUUUGUAGUGCCUUUUACAUUGACACCUAUGCAAUAGCAGAAAGGGCGCUUACAUAAUGCACACAUCGUGCCACCAUCGUUAUCAUAUUCGAUGAGUACUUCUAGUACAGCUAACCAGGUAAAUGCCUUAAGCUUGAUAUAACUUGAAAUUUUGUUUAGCUAAUGAUUUCCUUAUCCUAGAAUUCAAGCGCAGCUUAAACCGUUCGGAUACAACUUGAUGCAGAGUAUGUUUGCAGACUCAUUGCUUGUGUCGCCAUUCUUUUGAACAAUUUCUGGCGUCUCCAAUAUUAUUUCUUCACAUCUGAAGCAGACAUCGUCAUGAAAUCUGUGCUUCCGAGUAAUUCAGUCCCUAGUCAUGAAAAUGGGUAGUUGUACAGAAAGCGGACUUGUUAACCUCUUGAAAUGCAUAAAUAAGUACUGUGCUGUUUAGAGGGAAAGCAACAUAUUUUUUAUGCAGCACUUAAUGCGUGUGAUGGUUUUUGCUUGUUGUGCCUUCUUUGUACGAUAUGCGCAUUUGGUCUAAGCCUGACUUCCAAACAAACAUAGCGCUGUAUAUAGUGUGCUAGGUACCCCAAAGCAUCUUCUCCCGCACUCCGCACCUGUUUAACAAAGGCACCUAGUCAGGAUCAUGCUUCCUAACAGAGAGCUAUUUAACCCAAUGUUCAUUUAUCAAAUAUCAUUGUUUAGAGACCAAACAUGGACUCUGUUUAUUCACAUUAGUGUUUGCUGUUGUACGAGUUGUGCAUUUUAUCAGGCCAGACUUGCUUGUGUUGAUGUUUGAGUUUAUAGAUAAGACAUGAACUGUACACUUUUUUAGUUCUAGAAUACUUGCGUGUGUGAGUAUCUCAUUCGUGUUUUCUUUUAUGAUUUGUAAUGCAUGCAGCAAGAAUCUGCCGUUGCAGUGAAGAAAAUGUGACAAUCAGGCUGAAACUCCUCCUGCACUGUUGUUUAUUCAGAUUUCUAAGAAAAGCUUUAUAUGUACCAUUCCUUUGUGUUGUCAAUGUUAUUCUUUCUCUGCCUUUGCGAGAAAGAUCACGUGCAGCUGGAAUUGCCCAUUACUGUGCAAGUAGCCCGUUCCUCCGAAUUAUACAAAGGCGUAAAUGGCGCUGUAUAUUUUAUAUAAAGUGUUUCCAGCAAUAAACUUGUGCGAAAACCAAAGCAAA
This is a messenger RNA of Dermacentor silvarum, 3221 nucleotides long. RefSeq names its product 23 kDa integral membrane protein-like. The record is from RefSeq and is a predicted model, not a curated record. The transcript has 7 exons. Bases 901 to 1572 code for a protein of 223 amino acids. NCBI's taxonomy places the organism in Eukaryota, Metazoa, Arthropoda, Arachnida, Ixodida, Ixodidae. Gene Ontology annotation, cellular component: membrane.